This is a messenger RNA of Sphaeramia orbicularis (orbiculate cardinalfish), 1350 nucleotides long. It is a transcript of the gene tmed1b, whose product is annotated as transmembrane p24 trafficking protein 1b. The record is from RefSeq and is a predicted model, not a curated record. Lineage: Eukaryota; Metazoa; Chordata; Actinopteri; Kurtiformes; Apogonidae. The coding region runs from base 9 to 767 and encodes 252 amino acids. The transcript has 5 exons.
GAAGAGGGAUGCAGAGGAGAUGGCUGAAGUUAGAUAGCCCGGUGUGGGGGGAAAUGUACAACAUGGACCUUCUCCGGGGGACAGACGGGAUCACAGGGCGGUGGUUUGUCCUUGCGCUGUUGUUAGGAUGCUGCCUCGGGUCGGUGAAAGGUUUCGGGUCGAACCUGGACAGCGAGUUCACGUUUCUGUUGCCAGCCGGAAGAUCCGAGUGUUUCUUUCAAACGGCAGUAAAAAAUGGUACGAUGGAGGUCGAAUAUCAGGUGAUAGCAGGUGCCGGCAUGGACGUAGACUUCACCAUACUCUCCCCACAAGGCGUCUUGCUCAUCAUUGAGUCUCGGCGCUCUGACGGAGUCCAUGUGGUGGAGCCCACAGAGGAGGGAGACUACCAGAUCUGUUUCGACAACAGCUUCAGCCGCUUCUCGGAGAAAAUGGUGUUUUUUGAGAUUAUAAUCGAGGGACAAGGGGGCGAUGUGGGUGGAGAUGAAGAGUGGGCGGGGUUAGAGGAGCCUGAUGGAAGCCUGUUGGAGUACAAGCUGGAAGACAUCAGGGAGUCCAUGGACUCUCUACACAGGCGUUUGGAGCGCAGCCGACAGAUGCAGACGGUGUUGCGGGCGUUUGAGGCACGGGACCGAAACCUUCUGGAGGACAACCUGUGGAGGGUGUCGUUCUGGUCCUGUGCUAGUGUACUGGUCAUGCUGUGUGUGGCUUUCACUCAGGUCUACACUGUGCGUAAACUGUUUGAUGAUAAGCGGAGGGUCUGCACUUAGAGAAAUGCUCGUCCUGUCAUUUCAGGCAUGUGCACCUACCUGCCCAAUAAGAUUUCAGUUAAGGUAAUUUUUUUUUUUUUUUUUUUUGUAACUUAAGCAUAUAGACCAGAAAACAGUCUAAGAUGUGAUCAUAAAACAUGGGGUACUGAGAAAGUUAAAGUUGUGUGUUUUUUGUUUUUCAUUUUCAUGAAGUGCCUUUUAAUGUCACGGCUAAGGGCAGUCCAAUGAGGAAAUGCUUUAAAAAGGUACUGUCUGUAACAUAUGCAGUUCUGAAACUUGUUUGAGGUCAGGGGAUUUUUUUUUUUUUUGCUUUUUAAGGCUGACAUUAUUACUUUUAAAGGUGAAAGGUCGGUUAUAUGACGCAAUUCCAAAAUUUGACCGUGUGUUUUUUCACUUCUGAGUUUGACCGUUUACAAGAGAUGACAAUGUGCAAUAGUCAGCGAUUGUUUUCUUCACGGUGACGAUAGAUGAUAAUGGUUUUUGUGCGAGUGAUUCCUCCUCUGACACUCCUUUUUUAUGUUACUCAUUGUAUUUCAUGUGCCAGUAGAACUCCAUGCACACAUGUUGACAGUUAAGAAUGUAU